CCUUUUGAUCCAGGUAGAAGUUAGAAUAGGCGGUGAAUACAGGUUUUAUUCCAUAGGAAAUCCAGGAAUCUAAAAGCUAAAUCCAUAACAAGUGACACUCGACCGGCGGCAGUCGCGACAUGCUGCGAGCAUGGCCACGAGCCGCCUGCGGGUCCUGUGGUCGCGUCUCGGUCGUCGCUACCAACAGCUGAUUCUGCUGCUGGUGGUGGUGACCGCUGCGUGCGUCCUGUCCCAAGCAUGGUGGAUCUCAAGGGUCACCAGCGCGCUGCUGCCGCCAUACCCUCAGGGCCAAGACCUCCGGCAUUACAGGAGAGAUAGGAACUUGAAGCGGUACUUGGACAAUAUCCAGUUGCUGAUAGAACCUUCGUCUUCCCACCACUCCUGUGAGGGAACCGAAGAGGUUCCCCUACUGGUGCUGGUCUCCAGUGCUCCCUCCAACCUGGACAGCAGGCAGGCAAUCCGGCAGACCUGGGCGAGACAUGUACCGACAUUUUUCGUGAUGGGCCUGGAUGGGCCAGAUGUGGAUGAAAAGCUGGUAGACAUCUAUAUCGAGGCGAAGCAGUACGGCGACAUGCUGGUCUACGACUUCGCGGACAACUACCAGAAUCUGACCCUUAAGACGGCUUUGAUGCUGGAGUGGUCUUCGCGGCGCUGUCCGCAGGCGCAGGCGCUGUUCAAGACUGAUGAUGACGUGUUCGUCAACCCCUGGAUGCUGGGGAAGGUGGUGAAGGAGCAUGUGAAUAGUCAGCUUAUAGGGUACAAGAUCAACAACAGCCUGGUGCACCGGGACGAGUAUACCAAGUGGUACCUGCCUCGCUGGCUGUACCCUGACGAGGUCAUCCCGGAGUACCUCUCUGGGACGGGGUACAUUAUCAAUGGGGAAUACAUCGAAAGAAUACUCAAAGCGGCGUACAAAGUACCUCUCAUCAAUUUAGAAGACGUUUACCUUACACACAUCGUGGCAAAGAGGAGCCUGCAUUUGACCCUCUCGCACGACCGAAGGCUGAGUCCCUACAAACCCUGGAUCAGGUCUGCCUGUUCCUACUGGUCGCUGGCCACAGCCCAUAGUUUAAGUCCUGACGAGGUCAUAUCCGCAUGGUCUAGCAUUUUACCUUUGAUCAAGCAGUUCAAAAAUGGCGACGAUGUAUGUAACCUCUUUAGGUUCCUCUCAAGUUAUAUGUUUUUAUAUUAAUUUGUGUGUUAUAGGUGAGAUUAUCAUAGGAUCUAAGGGUAAUGUAAUAUGUGCUUUCAGGCACGUUUGUUUUAGGUUUGUAAACGAAGGCCAUUAUGCGUCAGGAACGUGUAUUAUGUUAGGUUAAGCAAAUAGAAACCAGAAAUCAAUAUUGUUGAUGUAUCUUUUUAAUAAGUGUUUGUUGUGGAAGAACGGGGUCCCGUAGCACUAGUAGGUAGAAUACUUAAAAGGAGACCUACCUAGCAUAAGUAUUAGUAUACAAGAAAUAAGAUACAGAUUACAGAGUAAUUAUUAUUGAAUUUUGCAUUUGACCAACAUUUCUAAGGUAACUGAUAGAAGAUUGUAGUCUAGUAGUUUUGAGUGGCAUAAUGUAACUAAAACUACAGAGUAUAGAAGUGCUCCGUCAAGGCACUCGCAAAGUUAAGAUUUUAUCGGCACACAUCCUUUAUCUGAUAUUUUGACAUUAUUGUUUUGGAUUUUAUAGUCUUACUAGCUUUUGCCCGCGGCUUCACCCGCGUGAAAUUUCGUUUGUCACAGAUC
Molecule: messenger RNA, 1732 nt
Organism: Ostrinia furnacalis (Asian corn borer)
Lineage: Eukaryota; Metazoa; Arthropoda; Insecta; Lepidoptera; Crambidae
Product: beta-1,3-galactosyltransferase 1
Exons: 7
Coding region: 131-1192 (353 amino acids)
Biological process (GO): protein O-linked glycosylation
Cellular component (GO): Golgi membrane
Molecular function (GO): hexosyltransferase activity
Source: RefSeq, a predicted model, not a curated record